This is a messenger RNA of Aspergillus puulaauensis, 3108 nucleotides long. Its product is annotated as putative NRPS-like enzyme. NCBI's taxonomy places the organism in Eukaryota, Fungi, Ascomycota, Eurotiomycetes, Eurotiales, Aspergillaceae. The record is from RefSeq and is a predicted model, not a curated record. The transcript has 4 exons. Bases 1 to 3108 code for a protein of 1035 amino acids.
AUGGAGCCACGCGGAAAGAGACUUCUCGCAAGCGUGGUCGAUGACCUGGCUGAGCGAGAUGCUAACAGACGCUUUUCCGUCAUCGCAAAGGGCCCAGAAGUCUCCGAUGGCUUCCAGGCCGUGAACAUGCAAGACCUGUCUCGGGCAGUGAACUGCAUGUCCUGGUGGAUUGAAAGUACCGUUGGACCUGCCCAGUCCCGGGAGACAUUGGCCUAUAUGGCGCAUAAUGAUAUUCGCUACUGCAUCUUCAUGAUGGCAUGCCAGAAGACAGGAUAUCAGGCCUUCUUUCCUUCUACAAGAAACUCAGACGAGGCCCAUCUCCAUCUUCUAGAAGCAACAGGGUGUAACAAGCUCUUCUUCAGCCACGGAAGAGAGGCCAGGCCUUUGGAACUCCAGGCCCUCUGUCCCGGUAUGCAGGUUUUCCAAGUGCCCAGUCUGCAGACCAUUCUCAGUGCGAAGAGCGGACUGCAUCAAUGUCCUCUCCCAGCAACCUAUGCCGAAGCCGAGGACGAUGUACUAUGUAUAAUCCACAGCUCCGGGACCACGGGAUUGCCCAAGCCCGUCGCUCUCACCAACGGCUUCUUCGCAAUAGUCGACUACAUUUCGUGUAUUCCUUGGCCAACUGGUCGUCAGCCGACCCCAUUCUUCAACCUGGACUCUGAGGAACUCGUCUUGGUUACAACGCCUCUUUUCCAUCUGAUGGGACUUAUCGCCCUUGUCUUUUCCAUCUUCCACGGUACUCCAGCACUGCUAGGCCCUGACAAGCCACUCUCCGUCCACCUGUUAGUCGAAGUCAUGAAGGCCACCCGCCCAACAGCCGCCUUCUACCCUCCAUCUGUUUUGGAAGACCUGAGUCAUUCUGAUGAGGCAUUGGAGUGUCUCAAGGGUGUUCGACAUGUUUAUUUUGGUGGUGGCCCCUUGGCUCCAGAGAUUGGCGAGCGUCUGCGUAGGUAUACACAAGUGAUCUCCGUCAUAGGAGCCAGCGAGAUAGGUUGGAUCCCAUCAGUUGUGCCGGAAUCCCCCGAGGACUGGAGUUACUUUGAAUGGACCCCAUCGUACGGGAUUGACAUGCAGGGAAUCGGAGAUGACUUGUAUGAAAUGGUUAUUCCCCGGCAGCAAGACUCAAAGAGCGUCCAUGGCAUCUUCCAUACGUACCCGCACCUCGACGUCUACAGAACCAAUGAUUUAUACCAGCGACACCCCACGAAUGCGAACCUGUGGAAGUUCCAUGGACGCCGGGAUGAUGUAAUAGUCCUCAGCAACGGCGAGAAGUUCACACCGGUGGAAAUGGAGGCUAUAAUCGAAGGUCAUCCUCUUGUGGCCAAGGCAAUGGUUUUCGGCCAGUCUCGCUUCCAGGCCGGCCUCCUUGUGCAGCCAGCCAAAGAUACUGCUGAGAUGAGCACUGAACUGUUCAUCGAAGAAAUAUGGCCCAUUGUGCAGGCGGCGAACCGGACCAUCGCCGCUCAUGGACGGGUGAUGAAGAGCAAGAUCGGACUGGCGUCCAAGGUGAAGCCGUUCAAGACUACACCGAAGGGGACGUUGAUGCGGCGUGCGGUACUGGUUGACUACGAGAAGGAGAUCGAUAUGAUCUAUUCUAUUGGUGAAGACGAUCUGACUUUACCGUUCCCAGAGAACCUGGAUCAGGCCAGUAUCAUGACGUACACUCGCCAGCUAGUCACUCAUGUUUUGGGAGGCUCCAGCUUCUUGGAUAACCAAGAUCUCUACACUGCCGGGCUAGACUCGUUGAUAACGAUGCAGCUCUCCAAGAUCUUGCAGAAGGGUAUCCAGCAGCGUCGACCUGAAAUCGCACCAGAAUACAUCAACCCCCAGGUCAUAUAUGCUAACCCAAGCGUGGAGCAGCUCUCCCGGUUCAUCCAAGACUCCCUCAGUGGAAGAGCACAAACUGAGAUCCCACGGGACGAGAAGAUCCGAAAACUCGUAGAAAAGUACACAGCCGACAUUCCUGUGAGGGCAGACAAUUCUCAAACCAGACCGACAUCCCCUUCAUCAGCGAUCCUCACCGGCUCAACAGGAUCUUUGGGGACAUAUUUAUUACACAAACUGCUGAGCAAUCCAUCCAUUUCCAAGGUCUACUGCCUGAACCGAUCCAAUGCGGAGUCCCGCCACAAGAAGGGCUUCGAAGAAAAGGGGCUGGCACUGCAAACCAACGACUGGGAAACCAGAGUCGAAUUCCUCCAGGCCUCGUUCGGAGAACCCAUGUUUGGCCUGUCGGAAGCCAAGUACCAGGAAAUGUUACGGUCAGUUGAUACGAUCAUCCACAAUGCCUGGAUGGUAAACUUCAACCACUCCGUGGAGUCUUUUGAAGCCACCCACAUCCAAGGCAUGCGCCGCUUUGUGGACUUCAGUCUGGCAAGUCGGCAAAAUGCACAAAUUCAUUUUAUAUCCUCCGUCAGCACAGUGGGAGGCUGGACUUCUGAUAGGGGGUCCCCGAUACCGGAAAUUCCCCUGGAAGACAGCUCGGCAGUGCUGGCCCAGGGAUACGGCGAGUCCAAACACGUCGCUGAACGAAUCUGCCUCGAAGCUUCCCGUCGAGCUUCUGUUCGUACAUCGGUCUAUCGCGUCGGCCAAAUUGCUGGCCCAACAACCAAGUCUGGGCUUUGGAAUCCGCAAGAGUGGCUCCCGAGUAUCAUAGCGACGUCGAAGGCACUGGGGAAGGUUCCCGACCAGCUGGGUGCUAUGGUGGUUGACUGGGUGCCCGUGGAUACUCUUGCAAGCAUCGUGAUCGACAUUGUCAACAAGAGGCAUACCGAAACAACGCCCAGAGCCGUAUACCACCUCGCCAACCCCAACCCAGUGGCCUGGUCCUCGCUUAUACCAGCCAUCCAAGAGGUAUACCCGGUCGAUACGGUCAGCUUCGGCUUGUGGGUGGGUGAGCUAUCAAGGAUCCAGGAUCCCUCGCCGGCUGAGGUCGCCGAAAAGCCGGCACUGAAGCUAUUGAGCUUCUAUGAAGGCCUACAGUACUCGACCACCACGAUGUCUAUACCUCUCGGCACUGACCGAGCGCAGGAAGCGAGCAUGACGAUGAAGUCACUCGCUCCGAUCUCGGCCUCCCUCAUGCGCAAUUGGUUGGCCCAGUGGCAGUUCUGA